GUCAAAGAUCGCGGUCCAGAGGCCACGAGGAGGUUUUUUAACUGGUUUUACUGGAGCAUUAAUUUGGGAGCCAUCCUCUCGCUAGGAGGCAUUGCCUAUGUGCAGCAGAAUGUGAGCUUCUUCGCCGGCUACCUCAUCCCCACGGUGUGCGUGGCUGUGGCUUUCGUGGUGUUCCUCUGUGGCCAGAGCGUCUUCAUCUCCAAGCCCCCGGAUGGCAGUGCCUUCACCGACGUGUUCAGGAUCCUCGCAUACUCGUGCUGCUCGCAGAAGCGCCGUGGAGCCCGCCCAGGUGGCAGUGAAGGCAUUGGAGUCUUUCAGCACUCUUCUAAACAAAGUCUGUUUGAUUCAUGUAAGAUGUCUCACGGAGGGCCGUUCACAGAGGACAAAGUGGAAGAUGUGAAAGCCCUGGUCAAGAUCGUGCCCGUGUUCUUGGCUCUGAUCCCUUACUGGACAGUGUAUUUCCAAAUGCAGACCACGUAUGUCCUGCAGAGUCUUCACUUGAAGAUUCCAGCAAUCUCCAGUAUUACAACCAACCCGCACACGUUCCCGGCCGCCUGGCUCACCAUGUUCGACGCGGUGCUCAUCCUCCUGCUCAUCCCGCUCAAGGACAAGCUGGUGGACCCCGUCCUGCGGAGGCACGGCUUGCUGCCGUCCUCCCUGAAGAGGAUCGCGGUGGGGAUGUUCUUCGUGAUGUGCUCCGCCUUCGCUGCGGGAAUCUUGGAAAGCAAAAGGCUGGACCUGGUUAAAGAGAAAACCAUCAACCAGACCAUUGGCCACGUGGUUUACCAUGCCGCGGACCUGCCCGUCUGGUGGCAGGUCCCCCAGUACGUGCUCAUCGGCAUCAGCGAGAUAUUCGCCAGCAUCGCAGGUCUGGAGUUCGCCUACUCGGCUGCCCCCAAGUCCAUGCAGAGCGCCAUCAUGGGCCUGUUCUUCUUCUUCUCGGGUGUCGGGUCCUUCGUGGGCUCAGGGCUGCUGGCGCUGGUGUCUCUCAAAGCCAUCGGGUGGAUGAGCAGCCACACGGACUUCGGUAACAUCAACGGCUGCCACCUCAACUACUACUUCUUCCUGCUGGCCGCCGUCCAGGGAGCCACCCUCCUGCUGUUCCUCAUCGUGUCUGUGCGCUACGACCGGCCGCGGGCUCGAGACGGCGUGCCCACCAGUGCCAGGGCCUGACCCAAGCUGGGCACAGAGGUGGCGGCCCGGGUGGCUGCGAGCCGCUGGCGUCCCCGAGGGCCUGCGCCUGGUCCCCAGGGCGGGCCUCUUUCCCCGCCCACGGGCGAGGUCGGUGCCUACCGUGGGCGUCUCCAGCUCGCCCGGCCCUGCCGCGGGGGACAGGCGGGUCUACGGUGUGCUGCUGCUGUCGUCCAGUCCAGUCUCUGCUAAUCCUCUUCUGCAGAACCCGUAGACAGAGCGGGACUUGGGGGACCGUGGGGUGUUGGCAUCCUGAUUCCUUAAGUGUCACUACUUCCUCCCCCAAGCCAAGUAACCUUCCCUUCUAAACAUUAGCAACAUUUACUUGUGCUGAGGAGUGGGACGACUCUUCUCCCAAACGAAAGCGCUGUUACGUCCUGUGAGUUCACGUGAAGGUCACGUGUAUGGUUCCUGCAGAAGCCACAGAUCUUGCCGCUGCCAGGUCCUUCGCUGCAGUUCGGUAGUGUGUGUGUGUCAUCUGCUGCUUAUUUCUGAGGCUGCCGAUGGGAUUCCUCCUGACGAGUGGGAGCUGAUCGCUGUCCUCCGUCAGGCUGCAGAGCACCCCAGGGUCCGGCUGCACCUCGUGGUCCUGCCUGCGGUCCUGCUGUGGGCACCAGGGAGGCGGAGGCCAGCUCGGGGAGGGUGUGCGCUCGGCGGACAGAGUUGAUGGAAAGGAAGAGAACGGAAAGCCCUAACAGUGAACGUGCUGUUGGCCUGGUAUCGUUACUGACCUGUCGGGGUCUGAGUUUGUAACUAGACUGUUCUGUGUGUGUUGCUGUAUUUUUGGUAUAUUUUUGUUAUAAAAGCAUCUCGAAUGUGAGGCCCAGAA
Molecule: messenger RNA, 2020 nt
Organism: Chinchilla lanigera (long-tailed chinchilla)
Lineage: Eukaryota; Metazoa; Chordata; Mammalia; Rodentia; Chinchillidae
Gene: Slc15a4
Product: solute carrier family 15 (oligopeptide transporter), member 4
Biological process (GO): transmembrane transport; histidine transport; oligopeptide transport
Cellular component (GO): membrane
Molecular function (GO): L-histidine transmembrane transporter activity
Source: RefSeq, a predicted model, not a curated record